This is a messenger RNA of Megalops cyprinoides (Indo-Pacific tarpon), 2536 nucleotides long. RefSeq names its product peptidyl-tRNA hydrolase 2 (gene ptrh2). Gene Ontology annotation, molecular function: peptidyl-tRNA hydrolase activity. Gene Ontology annotation, biological process: positive regulation of anoikis; negative regulation of anoikis. The record is from RefSeq and is a predicted model, not a curated record. NCBI's taxonomy places the organism in Eukaryota, Metazoa, Chordata, Actinopteri, Elopiformes, Megalopidae. The transcript is spliced from 2 exons. Gene Ontology annotation, cellular component: mitochondrion; cytosol. The coding region runs from base 661 to 1245 and encodes 194 amino acids.
UUUUGGGUGAGUGUGUUGUUUUCUCCAUCAGAAUUUUCUGACAGACUGUCAACAUUUUCACAUCACAAACCCAUAAGACCUGACCUGAACUUAAUUGCUGGUGGCCUGGGUGGUCCCUUUGAUAACUAUCUUCUUUUUGAUGUUGUCUUUGUCUAAAUGUUGCUUGGUGCUAAAUGGUGCUUCCAGAAUGGCUUUUAUAAAAACAUCAGUUGUGCCAGAAGUCAUUGUUCUUUGAGAGCCCUGCGUGAACACACAAAGCAUCUGCCAUCUUGAAGUUGGACGUUGCUUCACUUGGACUUGCUGAAAAUAAGUCUGUUUCUACAUGUUACAGCUAUAGAAGUACUUCCACAACUUAAAUUGUGUCAAAAGUAGUUGUUUUUUACCAAGAGCCCUGUGAGAAAAACAAAAGACAUCAAUCAUCUCAAAGCUGGACCUUGCUUUGCUUUGUUGGCAUGAAUAUGGGCAUUGAGUCUUUUUCUAACCAUAACAACUACAAACGUCCCUCUUCAAUGGCUUUUACAAAAACUACAGUUGCAGCAGAAGUCGUUGUUUUUCAUUGAGAGUCCUGCGCAAACGCACAAAGCUUCAGCCAUCUUGAAGCUGGACCUUGCUUCACUUUUUAUCGUGUUGGAAAUACGCAUCGGGUCGUACCCUUCCAUCAUGCUUCGAACACACCAGAAAGACACGCCAGUCAGUCGGAGGAUAGAGGACGAUCUCUGCCUUAAAAUGGAUUCGGUGUCCGGUCAGAUAGCCCUGGGCGUUUUGGCAGGGGUUGGGUGCGGACUGUGCCUCGGGUGGCUCCUGCGGGGCCGGUUCGGCAGGCCUCUGAGAAGUCUGGCAGCGGGCGCCGGGAACGGGGCGGGGAGCGAGGUCAGCGUGAUGGGGGAGAGCGGGGAGUUCAAGUUGACCCUGGUGGUACGCACCGACCUGAAGAUGGGCAAGGGCAAAGUGGCGGCCCAGUGCUCACACGCCGCCGUCUCCGCCUACAAGCAGGUCCAGCGGAGGAACCCCGACCUCCUCAAGCAGUGGGAGUACUGCGGCCAGCCCAAGGUGGUGGUCAAGGCGCCGGACGAGGAGAGCAUAAUCGAGCUGCUGACUUGCGCCAAAGAGCUGGGGCUGCCCGUCAGCCUGAUUCAGGACGCUGGGAGGACACAGAUCGCUCCCGGCUCACGCACUGUGCUGGGUGUUGGCCCGGGGCCUGUCGAUCUCGUGGACAAAGUCACCGGACACUUAAAACUUUAUUAACGUCCGCUUGUAGGCAGAGAUUAAACUCUAGCCAGGGAGUAAAGAGGUGAGGAAUAUGGCCCUGUUAUACCAUCCAGAAAUGUGCAAUUCAUCAUUGUACAUGGAAGCUGAGAAAAUAAACAUUGUGAAUCUGAUUUAAAAUCCUUGAUACAGGAGUUAGAAUGCAAGUUUCAGUUAAGAUUAUUACAAUAUAACCAUUCCAGUGCUGCAGAAAAAUGUAAAACCUUACCCAAGAAAUUCAUCUGGUAAAUGUAACCUCUGAGAAUUGAUAGUAUAAUAGGAACAGAUUUGGCAAAUGGUGUGCUGUUUGCAUUUAUGGACACAAAUAUUAGUCAAUGUGGCAUGGAAGUAUUUUUAGAACGAAGGUUGUGUUUAUUGUUAAGUUUGCAUUUGUGUAAGUUGGGUAUUUGAGAAAUGUUUAAUGCAGUGCAACUACUUUAAACAAUUUGAGAAAGUAUGGAAUGAAUGCAGUUUAUUUGUGAUGUUUUUUGAGGACAUUUUUUUCCAGUAGUGUAGAAUUGAUUGUAAGUCACAUUAAACAGUUUAUGCAAUAUGGUAAACCUUUAUUUUCUUUCAUCAAAGAGUAAUAGAUCCAUUAUUUGCAGCUGCACUCAGGUCUCCAUUCAAGUAAAUGCAGGCCAUUUUAGAAUGCAAGUGAACCCCUUUGGGACUACACAGAUAAAGACACAUUCCAAAAACUGACUAUUCAGUAAGUUUUUCAGGUUACUAUUUUAAUCACAACUCUAAAUCUAAAACAUUCCUUUGUGAAAUUCCCUUUAAAUAGAUAUUGCUCAAUAGUUAAAAUGGUAUUUUUGACCAUAGUCAAUGCAGACACAAUCACUAAUAGUAACUGCAAAUAAAUCUACACCAAAUCAUUUCAUUAGAUUUCUUCUUUACACAUCAGUCUGUUAGCUCUGAUCUACACUGUGUUUAACCUGACCAUUCCAUUUUGUACAUCUUCCACGGGUUCGUUCUCUGAAGUGCAAGAUUCAUGAUUUUGCUCAUAGCGCCAUCAAGCGGCCAGCUGUGAAUUCAAACCCACAAAAACAUUUCUGGCAACAGCAUGGUUUCAUUUUCAGUAACAUCAAUGGACAUUUAUGUAACAAUUUCAUAUACCGAAAUUUUCUUGAGUUCAGAUAUUGUAUUUGUAUAAUUGCACCACUGUGCAGAGUCACUCCUUGACCGUGUUGUUGUAUUUCUGUAAUUGUUCAUACUUCAUUAAAAUCACGCAUUUUUGAACCUGAAAAUAAAUUCAUACACAACUUCAGUAAUUCAUAAGAAAAAGUGAAAU